Molecule: messenger RNA, 2631 nt
Organism: Tetrahymena thermophila SB210
Lineage: Eukaryota; Ciliophora; Oligohymenophorea; Hymenostomatida; Tetrahymenidae
Product: ubiquitin carboxy-terminal hydrolase
Exons: 8
Biological process (GO): protein deubiquitination
Cellular component (GO): nucleus; cytosol
Molecular function (GO): cysteine-type deubiquitinase activity; cysteine-type endopeptidase activity
Source: RefSeq, a predicted model, not a curated record
AUGUAUUAAAGCAAAAUCAAUACUAAUACUGCUGGAGAACCAUAAUUCACUCCAGAAGACCACUUUGCUUCACAAUAUAAUGCACAGGAAGACAGGAAAAUUCAAGAAGAAGUUAUUUUAAAGUUCUAUAAGUUUUUUAAAACGGCUUACGAGAAGUCUAGAAUAGUGUAUCAGAUAUCCAUCAGUCCAUUAAGAUAAUUUAAGUACUAUAAUUUCCAGUUAGUUUAUAACCUCAUUACAAGCGAUAAUAUUCAUUAAUCAGAAAUAAGAAAGCUCUUCAAUGUAAAGUUUUUUUAAGAUUUGGUAGAGAAUUGCGAGUAGUUAGAAGUGAUUGGGCUUGCAUUAAAAUUAAAUUGUGUAAUAACAAUACCAUGGCUGACCAAUUAAUCAAUAUAAAGGGAAUAUCAAUAAUUCAAAGAUGAAGUUACUUAAUUCUUAGAUUAGAAAAUAGAGAAUUUAGCAAGUGUUAAUGAGCUGGAUAAUUAUUUUUUAACUAAUAUUUUAUAGUAGUUGGUUGAGUAGAAAUAUAAUUAGCAGAUAACACAAAAAAUUAAGUCGUAAGAUGUAAAAGACACCAAUAAUAAAAUAUAAACAAUUAUUGAAGAAAUACUGCUUUUUAAUCCUACCAGACUUUAUUCUAUUUCAAAUUAUCUCGUUAUAAUACUAAUCAAAUACAUGCUAAUCCUUCCCUCUAUUACAGAUUCUGAAAUCAAGCUUGUUCAAAAGCUCAAUUAGCUCAUAUUCUAAAGAGCUCUCUCUAGUUAAGAAGGAGAAUAAAACUAUGACGUUUCAAAGUUAACUGACAUACUUUUAUUCAUUUUUAAAUCAAUGAAAAUACCUUGGGACAGCAAAGAUCCUAUUCGCCCUAAUUAGAAUCUUCAUGUGUUAGUAGAACAACUAGCUUAAGGUGACUUAUUAUAUAAGUACUUUGAAUCCUACUCAUUUGACCUAAUAUACGUUUUCUUCAAUCCUGAAGACACAGUUAUUAUACUUAACAAUUUGAUUGACUGUGGAUACACUCAAGAUAUAUGCUUUUUAAUAUUCAACAUAAUCAGGUCACUAAGUUAAAUUAGGAGAUUUGAUGUUAUUAAAUAUGUCCACAAUGAAUUUAUCAUGAAAAAAAUUAUUUCUAAAAUAUAAUGUAAAAACUGUUUAAGAUAGACAGUAGGUUUAAUCAAAGAAACUCUUUUUGGUUUAGCAAAGACUGUUUAAUUGUCUGACUUAUAGAUGCAAACACUUAUCAAAUAAUUGGAUUUCGUCAAUCAUUUUAAAUAAGCAAUCAAUAGAGAAGAAAUAUCUUAUUUGUAUAAAUUCUUUUACUUAAUUUAUAUGAAUUAAGAUGUUACUAGAGGGCUUAGUGCAUAAUACGCGUAAAAACUAAAGGAAAUAGUUAAAGAAGGUAUUGACAACAAGCUAAUUGACAUAAAUGAAUAAUAUAUAAGGCAAAAAAUAGAGGAUAUGAAAAAUGUAUAUAAAAUGGGCGAUAAUAUUAUUGAACCGAGUUACUAACUAUCAGGUUUAAUAAAUGUAGGAAAUACCUGCUAUAUUAAUUCAUUCAUACACAGUCUUUAUCAUGCUUAAGCUUUUAGAGAGUUUGUUUUACACUACAAAACUGUGUUUGAUAAGUCAAAAGUUUUUUGCAACUUUCUUGAUCCAGUGGAGGAAAUAAUGAAGGUAUUUUUUAAAAUGUAUAGCUAACCAAUUUCUAUGGAUAUAGAUGCCAAAUAGCUAAAACUUUCACUUCCAGAGCCUUUCAGAAGUUCUAUGGAAAUGUAAGACUCUGGUGAGUUCGGGAGGAUGUAUUUGGACUAUAUAUAAAAUUAUUUAAAAGACACAAAUUAAAAUGAAGAAAUUGACAGAUUUUUCUUUGGUAAAAAGGAAAAUGUAAUUUAAUGUUAAUAAUGUAAAACGAAUUUUAGAAACACUGAAAAAAUACUUGAUAUUUAUGUAAACUUUUGCCAGCAAGCUUAUGUAAAAGAGAGAUAAAACUAUGAUUUGAUUUAAAUGAUUAGAAGCUCUUUUUAGGCUGAGACUUUUGACGAAAACAACGCUUUUUACUGCGAUAAAUGUAAUAAAAAGACUUCAGCUAUUAAGUCAGCUCUUGUUAAAAUCCUUCCUCCUUAUUUAACUAUUUAUAUUGGCAGAUUUUAAUAUGAUAAGCAAAAAUAAGAGAGAAUUAAGCUGCUUUAUCCUACCAAUCUUCCUCAGUCUUUUAAUAUAUAAGAUAUUUUUGAAAACACUUCUAUACCACAAAAUCAACUUCAAAAUUUCGAGUAUAAAUUAUAUGCAUUUAUCGUGCAUUUGGGCUCUCAAAUUGACACUGGCCAUUACAUCACUUACGGUAAAGAUUUAGAAUAACCAAACAGUAAUUGGAAACUCUAUGAUGAUAACACUGUUAUCGAAUAAAUCAAAAGCAAUGCAGACGAAUUAGUUAAAAACUUUGCUGAGUCAGAAACGCCUUAUAUUUUAUUCUAUGCCAACAAAAAUCAUAAGCCUAUAGAUCUGCACAGAUAUAUUAGGUCUAAAAGUUAAAUAUAUCAAAAUAUUGACAAUUUAGAUUUAAAGUAAUAAAUAUCAGCAAACGGCUAUUUUUACAAUUACAAUAACAACAAUAACAACAACAACAACUGA